UUAUUGCUGGUUUCGUGUUUUUUUUAUUAGAAAACCUGCCAGUCAUUCAAAUUGCAUUUCUCUUUGAUUAACGCAAAAAAAAGACAAGAAAACAGAAAGAAUUCAUUAUGGCAGUACGUGUAAUUAACGACGAAGCGCAUUUUCAAGCGGAACUAACCCAAGCGGGCGUUCGCCUGGUUGUCGUUGAUUUUACGGCAGCAUGGUGCGGUCCUUGCCAACGAAUUGCGCCAGUUUUCAACACGUUUCCCACCAAAUAUCCCAAAGCCAUAUUCCUCAAGGUGGAUGUGGAUAAGUGCCAAGACACGGCUGCCGGCCAAGGUGUGUCGGCAAUGCCAACGUUCAUAUUCUAUCGCAAUCGCAGCAAAAUCGAUCGCAUUCAGGGCGCUGACGUCAUGGGAUUGGAGGCCAAGAUUCAGGAGCAUAUUGGCACUGGCGGCGCUGAAGAAGCUGGCGAAGAUUACGGCCAGGGCUUGAUGGAACUUAACACAUUCAUCUCGAAGCAGGAGUGCGAAUGCUUGAACGAAUCGGAUGAUCAUAAUCUGAAGCAUGCGCUCGCUUCGGCUGGUGGCUACCUGCAAUCGGACUGCGAUGAACAGCUUAUACUGUCCAUCACCUUUAAUCAGGCGGUCAAAAUACAUUCGCUGAAGUUUAAGGCGCCGCCUCAAUUGGGACCCAAGGAUGUGAAGCUGUUCAUCAAUCAGCCGCGUACUAUUGAUUUUGACAUGGCCGAGUCUAUGAGCAGUGUACAGGAGUUAACUCUGGGCGAAAAGGAACUGGAGAAUGGACAGCCGGUGAAUUUGCGCUAUGUGAAAUUCCAGAAUGUGCAGAACAUUCAGCUGUUUAUAAAGAACAAUCAGUCGGGCGGCGACAUCACUCAAAUUGAUUACAUUGGCUUCAUCGGUUCACCCAUCAUCACCACUAAGAUGAAUGAUUUUAAGCGUGUCUCCGGCAAGAAGGGCGAAAGCCAUUAAUAUCGAGUUUGAGUUAAAUUUGAUUGGUAUUGAUCUGUACUUUCGACGUACAAUUAAGCAAAUUAAAAAAGAAAACAGAAUGCAUUAACAAACAUUGACAACAAUGACUAACAACAAAUAAAAACAAUCAGCUGGCAA
Molecule: messenger RNA, 1109 nt
Organism: Drosophila albomicans
Lineage: Eukaryota; Metazoa; Arthropoda; Insecta; Diptera; Drosophilidae
Gene: Txl
Product: thioredoxin-like protein 1
Exons: 3
Coding region: 108-971 (287 amino acids)
Source: RefSeq, a predicted model, not a curated record